ACGGACAGCAGUCGUAUGGGCAACAGCCGUAUGGGCAACAAUCUUCUGGUCAACAGGGUUAUGGUCAACAGCCUUCUGGCCAACAGGGCUAUGAACAAGGACCCUACGGUCAACAGUCGUAUGGACAGCAAGCGUACGGCCAACAACCCACAAAGGCUUUUGCGGGACAACAAACAUACGGUAUGUUCUUAGUCACCAGUCGCCCAUCCUCACUGAACUAACUCAACGACCGCAACAGGCCAACAGGAUGUAGAGAUGCAACCUCUCGGCGCCCAACAGGGCGGCCGGACCCCCGCACAAUCCGCUCAAGGCGCCACCCCUAUCCUGCAAGAAUGCAGCCGUGUGAAGAUGGAGGCCAAUGCCCUGGACGGAAGUGUGUCCGAGCUGCAAGCGAUGCAAAACGACUACCUACGCGCAGGUAAUGUCACAAACAGAGACAUCGACGCAAAGAGCGCAGCCAUCACGGCACGAUACCGCGAACUGGUCGGGCAGGUGAGGAGCAUCAAGAGCAACCCCGAGGCCGGCAGCCGCAUGCACAGGGAUCAGGUCGUCACCCUCGACCGCUUCAUCAGGGGAAAGAUCAGCGCGUUCCAGACUUCAGAGCAUGACUUUGGCGUCGAGGUGCGAAAGCAGCAAGAACGGCAGUACAGGAUCGUCAACCCCAAUGCCACCGAGGCCGAGGUGCGCGAGGCGACUGCGGACGGCGGCGACACGCAGGUCUUCCAGCAAGCCUUGCUCAAUUCCAACCGUCGGGGCCAGGCGCAGAGCACUCUCCGCAACGUCCAGCAACGUCACGAUGCCAUCCAGCAGAUCGAGAAGACGGUGAUGGAGCUUGCACAACUCUUCCAGGACCUGGAUGCUAUUGUCGUACAGCAGGAGCCAAUGGUGCAGAACAUCGAGCAGAAGGCGGAGGAUACGAAUCAGAACAUGGUGGCGGCGAACACUGAGAUGAACGGCGCGGUGAAGAGCGCCCGCGCGGCGAGGAAGAAGAAGUGGAUUUGCUUGGGGAUCGUUGGUAAGCUCACUGCUCUCUAUCGAUCCUUCGUUUACACACGGCCAUGGCUAAUUCGAGCACAGUCGCCAUCAUCAUUAUCAUUAUCGUCAUCGUGCUCGGUUACCUGGGCGCCACCGGGCGCUUGUCGAGCAGCAACAACAGCAGCAACAACAACAGCGGUUAGACGCGGAGCCCACAAACCCGUUCCGCUGGCCUCCAGCCUCUCCAUACUUCUGUUACAAUUGAAUAAACUUUAAUACAGCACUUGGCAUAGCGUCGUCACCCCCAUUCACGUGGCCUAGUGUCUCUUUUGUCCGGCGAGGCGUCGAGUUGCCUCAUCGACGGAGACAACCCUCAA
Neohortaea acidophila is the source of this 1352-nucleotide messenger RNA. Its product is annotated as t-SNARE. Gene Ontology annotation, biological process: vesicle fusion; intracellular protein transport; exocytosis. The transcript has a single exon. Gene Ontology annotation, cellular component: SNARE complex; endomembrane system; plasma membrane. Bases 256 to 1251 code for a protein of 331 amino acids. Gene Ontology annotation, molecular function: SNAP receptor activity; SNARE binding. NCBI's taxonomy places the organism in Eukaryota, Fungi, Ascomycota, Dothideomycetes, Mycosphaerellales, Teratosphaeriaceae. The record is from RefSeq and is a predicted model, not a curated record.